AUGUCGGGCGACGGAACUGGAGCGCCGCCAACCUGGAGGCGCAGGGUGUACUGGGUCUGCCUGUGCAAGGAGUGGAACUGGCGUGACAAGAGGGCGACCUGCAAGUCGUGCGGGAAGGAGGCGCCAGCGUGGGCGAAGCGCCUGCGCGCGGUGCACCUGCCCCAGGCCGACGGGGAGGGCUUCGUCCAUCAGCCCAGGGGGCGUUCGCACCAGCGUGCAGCGCGCCGAGCUGGUGACGCCUCCAGGACAGCCUCGGCCGCCAGCACCGUGCCGAGCAGCGCGCCCAACAGCAGGGGGCGGCCGCGGGGCGGAGCCAAGCCGCCGCCUUGGCGUGAGGAGCGUGAGGAGCUGCCCGAGGAGCCCGCGUCGAGUCUGGGGCGCAGGUUCGAGGAAGCCCAGGCUCGCAUCUCCAGCCUCCGCGAGGCUGUCGCCAUGGAGGGGGCCAGCGAGGCCUUCCAGCGAGAGGCCAGGGCGGCCCUCCUCGCAGCGGAGGCCUCGGCCGAGAGGGCAGAGGCCGAGCUCCGCGAGAAGGUCGAGAAGCAGAUCACUGCAACCAGAGCCAAGCGUGAGCAGGCCGUGCAGCGAGCUGACUCCCUCAGGGGGAAGAUUGCGGCGAUGCAGGAAGAGCUGGCCGAGGCCGAGUCCGCGGUUGAGGACUUCGACAGCCAGCUCGGCAGGCUCGAGGAGUCGAAGGCUCAGACAGUCCAGCAGGCGCUCCAGCGGGCCAUUGAGGUGUGCGGAGGCCAGCGGCCCCUCGAGACAGCGGUCGGGGGCCUCGUCACCCAGGUCAGCCAGCUGGGUGAGAUGCUUGGCCGCAACUCGGAUGGCGUCGCGCCCGGGCUCCUGGAAAUCAUGGACAUUAUCACCACGCAGAGCGCAGCCAUCUCGGACAUGCUCCACCCCGCUGCGCCUGCGGCCGCGGCAUCGCGCUGGGCCGACGGCCUUGGCGGAGACGGACUCGCCGUCGACGACGAGGAAGGCCUCCCCGCCCCAGCCGCUGGAGCCUCUGCCCCCGCGGUGCAGCGGCCGCCAGCGGAGGCCGCAGGGCAGCAGGCGAGAGUGGGCGGGGCUGUGCCAGCUUGUGAGAGGGCUGCCGGGCAGCUCCGUGCAGGCGUCGGCGUGCUGGACAUCUACGGCAACGCAUGGGACCGUGCCAUGGAGGCGGCCCCCGCCCACUCAGGGGGCGUCGUAGUACUUGCUCGUGAGGACCUUCAGGCGCGCGAAGCUCAGUGGCGAGUGCCGGGGGACUUCAAGCACCGCAUGGUUGCCGAGGACCAGAUCCACAAGGCUGGGCCUACGUCCGGCGUGAUACGGGGGCGGACGGUUACUGGCGUGGCCGACGGAGAGUUGCGCGGUGGGCGUGUCACCGCGUGCCUCUGUGCGGGGCGGCUCCCCCGCGGCGCGGCCUUCGGCCUCGGGCUGCGGCGUGCGGAGCUCCGCAGGGGCCUCGACCUGGAUCCGCUUGUGCUGAUCACGGACCGCACGCCCCAUAUUCUUGCAGGGUGGUUGCGCUCGGGCGAGCUUCCCCUGCCGAUUCUCAGGGGAGCGCUCGAGGCUGCAGCCUCGCGGCAGGCGUCAGCAGCCGUGCCCUGGGUGCACCGCAACUUCCCCGUGGAUGCAGUUGUCCUCGCCCUGGGCAGGAUCGGCUGGUACUUCAGGUCCGUGCGGUGCCUCAUCACGGACGUCGGGGACGUGCUGGACUUGACGCUGAUGGGGCUGCGUGAGCUCGGCCUGGAGGCCAGCCUUGGUGCGAGGCGCGCCUCGGAUCGGCAUGAGAUGCGAAAGCUGGCCUGUGCCUCUUCUUUGUAUGGUUCUUUCGUUUGGGGUGCUUUCAAGGAGCUCAUCGGGCCAGGACGCAAGCUCAGCGAGCGCGAGAGGAACGGCAUGGUCUCCCACCUCACGAACGCGCACUGGCACAGGAGGUUCGAUUUCCCCAUGCUUGCGGCCCAGCGGAGGGGCUCGGUCUCGCCAGUGCUGAUGUGGAGCGCCGUGCGGGCUCGCGCCCUCGGAGAGGCAGCAGGGGAGGACGUUGCUCGGAGCUGGUUGUCAGCGCCGCCGCCUCCCCAAGGGCCUCGCACGGACGCCAUGAGUGUCUGGUGGACAUGCAGGCCGCCCGGCGUCAAGCACAAUGGCAAGUUGUACGUGGACGGAUCGUCGGUCGACCCGCAGUUCUGCGCCUUGGGACACGCGAGCUGGGCGAUUGCUCAAUGCGACGACGACGGCAGCCUCAUCGCGGGCGUCUACGGGACCGUCAGGAGGGUCCUCCGUCCGCAGCAGGCGGCUCGCGGCGGUGAGGACUUUGCGGUCUGGAAGAUGGUGCACUACGCGGGCCCUGCAGUCGAGGAGGUCCGCAUCGACUGCUACGGCACGGCCGGGUGCCCGCGUUGGGGGCUGGCCUAUGCGGCGUGCCCGACCAAGGCCAACGCCCACCUCUGGAGCAGGAGCCUCGCCGCCCCCGAGCCUGGCGGCUCCAGGGUGAACAAGGUUGCCGCCCGCGGCAGCAGGCAGGCGGUGCUCGACGGGCGACUCACGGAGGCGCAGAGGCGCAGCACCCCGCACGCUUGCCGCUCCGCCAAGCUGGGAGCACGGCUGCACGCCGAGGGCGCCCAUACCGUGGGCGAACGCUGCGCCUUGGCGGGCUUCGCCCAGGAGCAGGCCCGCUGGGUGGGCCAGGCGGCGGUCUGCAUGCAGCACUUCGCGGAGAAGGACAGUUGCAGCUUCCUCGAGUCCGACGAGAGGCGGCAGGUGCGGUUCGCCAACCAGGAGGAGCGGGCCGCGCUGCCCACUCCAUGCAGGCCGACGGCGCAGCAGCCGCGAGUGGAGAGCGUCCGCUCGGUGGCCUGCGCGGGCGGCCUCUCCAUCACCACGGCUGGCAUCCGCUGCCGCUGCCACUCCCUGACACACGCGUGCUGCGGCGCAGGCGGGGAGUCCCAGGAGCUGGUGGCGCGCGGCAAGUGCGGCGCCUACAUGGGCUACACCCAAGUGGUCAACCACGCGGAGGUGUUCAGCAGCGCAGGGAGAAAGGCCUUCCAGGCGAGGCUGGGCCUCGAGGGAGAGGAGGCGCCCCAGCAGCAGGUGGCAGCUCAGCGGCAGCAGCGUCGUGUGGUGCAGGCGGCUGAGGGCAUUGGGACGGCGGGCAGCGUCCCGCGGGCCGCCAUGCUGGCCGAGUACGGCCUGGACGUGCUGGACCUCGCCGAGCGGGUGUUGCCCGCCUACGCCGCCGCGUAG
Molecule: messenger RNA, 3228 nt
Organism: Prorocentrum cordatum
Lineage: Eukaryota; Dinophyceae; Prorocentrales; Prorocentraceae
Source: the annotation of a GenBank genome assembly